AUGGUGUGGCUUCAUUUCUCAGAGAAAAGCCGUGAAAAGAUACAACCAUCUUCUCUGAUGUGGGUCUGCUCCUCUCCUGCAGGACAAAGAGCUCCUAUGGGGCUUUGUCCUUGGCUGCAGUGUGAUCAUCUUGAUCCUAGAAAAGAGGCCGCUCACGAGGGGAUGAGAUUUCAAUUGCUCCGGGACCGACGCGUCUCCUCACAUGGGCCAGGCCUUCACACUCCCAAAGCAGAUCUUCGGCGGCAAAGACGAUUGACAACCGGCCUCACGACCCAGGCAGAGACGCAGAAAAAGGCUCACCAAAGGCAGGCCGACAUGUGAGAAAUCGCUCUGUGGUGCACAGGGCGCAUUCGGCCAAAGACACACACGCACACGGGCACACACACACAAACCGACAGAGAGAGGGAAAGAAACACACAGAGACCAAGAGACAAAGAGAGAAGAGAGAAUGGGAGUUACACACACACACACUCUCACACACACACACACACACAAACACACACACACACAAAGACACACACAGAUUCAUACAGCAGAGGCAUUGAAAAACACACCCCCAGGCAAACCCUGAGGCUGCGGGGUUCUGCUCUCGGGGAGAAUGACCCUCGGGUGAGAGAGCAGCCACAGAGGGCUCCUGCUCUGCCAAUCCUCAGGGACCGGUUUCUAAGACAACCGUGGGAAGCACUUUGA
Molecule: messenger RNA, 690 nt
Organism: Pan troglodytes (chimpanzee)
Lineage: Eukaryota; Metazoa; Chordata; Mammalia; Primates; Hominidae
Product: protein FAM27D1
Source: RefSeq, a predicted model, not a curated record